GCGAUGCUCAAGCAAUGCUCAAGACGCAUCGGGAACUCGAAAACUCAUCGAGAAUGUCGCGUCGCAUAGUUACCAAGACAAUAUCGAUUCACUGGAGGGCGAUGCAUCGCAAGAACCACCAUAACUGUGCUCUUGGCACUCUCUCUGCGGGCUGUGUUAUGUUAUCAUGACUGCUCAAGAGGUGGCCGUCUCUCCUCCCGAGUCCCCCACCUUUCUCUACGCUGGCGUUCUCUUUUGACAACCAUCAACUUUUCUCUGACUUCCUCCUCUCCGUAGACUUUCUGCAUCCGUGUUAGCUCACCAUCUCAAUACCCCCACGCUCAUUGUUGGACUCCCUUUACCAUGUCUCCUCCAUCAGAUUCUUUGCCUGAUACCCAGUCGGACGUUCACGUCAGCAGUCUUGCGAAGCGCAUUCAUGGCUGGAGCUGGCAGGCGUUUCCCAUCGGUAUGGGUACUGGCGCCGUGUACGUUUCGCUCGCCGGCCUGAAGAACCACUCGUCUACGCUCACAAGCGUAGAGACAUUCUUCUAUUUCCUGAACAUGGCCCUCUUCCUCCUCAACACCACCACGCUUGCUCUACAAGCCAUCCUCUAUCCCCGCCAGUCGCUGCGUCUCAUCAAGGACCCUGUUAAGGGCGUGUUCGUGCCCCUUGUCGUCUUAUCUUUCGCGACGAUCAUCAUCGGCACGAUCAACUACGGCGUACCUCCUGGACAUGUGCAUCCGAACUUCAUCUACAACUUGUUCUGGGCAUACGUCACACUCGCUGUCGUUGUCUGCUUCCCCAUGCUUAUGAUCUGGUUCAACCAACCACAUGAUAUCAAAACGUUCACUCCAGCAUGGGCGUUUCUGAUCUUCCCUAUGAUGCUCGUCGGUGUCGUUGCUUUUAAUGUUCUGCGCGUCAUUUCACCGACCGAUACCCGCGCCAUUGGCGUCCUCGUCACCGGCUACUUCUUCCAAGGUCUUGGCUUCUUCAUGACCUUCUUUUACAUCUGCAUCUAUAUCAUACGGAUUAUGACGACUGGCUUCAUGGAUGGGCACCAAGCAAACGGCGCGUUUGUCGCAUGCGGUCCCCCCGGGUUCACCGCCCUGGCCCUGCUCAACCUUGGAGCGCGUGCAAAAGAAAUCCUGCCCGCUCACAACCUCGUCUCUCCUAACGCCGGCGAGAUCAUGUAUGCGUGCUCAGCCCUCGGCGCGCUCCUGCUCUACGGCCUCGCCGUGUUCUUCUUCGUCUUCGGUGCAUUGCCGUACUGGUUCAAGUUGCACAAGCACCUCCACGAGAUCCUGGGAUGCUGGGCGCUGACUUUCCCCAACGUUGGCUGGAUCGCAACAACCAAGGUGCUGGCCGACACAUUCGUCAUCCCGGGCUUUUACGUCGUGCACCUCAUCAUGGUCAUCCUCAUGUGCAUUGCCUGGCUGAUUCUCUUCGCGCUCACGAUUCUCGCGUUCUGGAAGGGCAAGAUCUUCAUGGCCAAGGAUGAGGAGGUCCUCCGGGACACGUCAAGCCUUCUGGCGAAGGACGCCGAGAAGGGGCGUCGUUCGAGUUCGACUUGGGUGGGCGCGGCAAGGAGCGGCCAUCCGAGCAUCACCGGCCCGUUGGACCUGGACGCACGCGUGGACGCGAACAGGACGGGCAGGGUGGAUACUCUCCACCUCGGAGGACUGGGACACCCGGAAAGCAACCGUUUCUGAGUUCCCGCCUAUAUCGCUGGAGGCCAUUUCUUGCUCAUAGAACGCUCGGACUUUCUUGGACAAACCAUUAUCGCACAGCAUCCCUGUCUAUAGAUCUUAUAUUCGACUAGACCACAACCCAUAGAUUUUGUGCGGUCGCACUCUUGCAUCAUCCGUGUGGAUAGAU
This is a messenger RNA of Punctularia strigosozonata HHB-11173 SS5, 1855 nucleotides long. RefSeq lists its product as uncharacterized. The coding region runs from base 343 to 1689 and encodes 448 amino acids. The transcript has 13 exons. Gene Ontology annotation, cellular component: membrane. The record is from RefSeq and is a predicted model, not a curated record. Gene Ontology annotation, molecular function: malate transmembrane transporter activity. Lineage: Eukaryota; Fungi; Basidiomycota; Agaricomycetes; Corticiales; Punctulariaceae. Gene Ontology annotation, biological process: malate transmembrane transport.